GGGCCGGGGAGGUGCAGGGGGAGGUACCCAGGCGGAUCACUGGCUCCUGCUCUCACACACUCACAUCUGCUGCAGCGGAAUAACGGAACAGCCGCCAUGGGGGUUGAAGGAUGCACCAAAUGCGUGAAAUAUCUGCUCUUUAUCUUCAACUUCAUAUUCUGGUUGGCCGGAGGGGUGAUCCUAGGAGUUGCUCUGUGGCUCAGACAUGAACCCAAAACAUCCAGCCUCUUGUUUCAGAACAUUGGGGAUAAGCAAGCACCGGGGACCUUCUACAUUGGUAUCUAUAUAGUGAUAGCCGUCGGUGCUGUCAUGAUGUUUGUUGGAUUUCUGGGGUGCUACGGUGCCAUUCAGGAAUCUCAGUGUCUUCUUGGAACGUUCUUUACUUGUCUUGUUAUCCUUUUUGCCUGUGAAGUGGCUGCUGGGAUCUGGGGUUUUGUGCACAGAGAUCAGGUGACAAAAGAGAUAAAGCAGUUUUAUGAUGAGGCGCAGCAACUGAUGAUGACCGGAACCGGAGAUACCAAAGACAAAGCCAAAUCUGUACUGAAGGUUUUCCAUGAGACGCUGCAGUGCUGCGGUUCCAGCCCAAUGGUUAAGAUUUUUUCGAAUAUACCGAGGGAUACGUGCCCAGGAAAUAACUUGCUAGAAAAUAUGCAACUUGUGGAUUGUCAUCAGAAGAUUGAUCAGCUGUUCUCGGAGAAGCUCUACCUGGUCGGAAUUGCUGCUAUUGUUGUUGCUGUGAUCAUGAUCAUUGAGAUGAUAUUCAGCAUGGUCCUCUGCUGUGGUAUACGCAUUUCCUCUGUGUACUGAGCACUGUGCAGAUACCCCGUUGUAUAUAUUCUGAACCCUCUUCCUCCCAACGUUUGGCCAACAUGUCUGUUUUUAUUGACACUUUGUCAUCUCUUUCUGAACCUGCCUUGGGGUCCCUGGAUCCUAGCAGAUGAUCUUAUUCCCGGUCUUGAAUUAAAAGUUCCUGUUGUUUCCCCCUCUUAUGUCCCUGGAUUUUAUAGCAACAAGGCACACUAUAAUUUGGUUACCUUUAUAUUGCGCUCAAACUAUUGUUUGAGCGUCUUGCACACAGUGCCCCUUCCUCACUAGGUUUAUGAUCCCUUUGUGAAGGUGAAGCCAGUUAGAUUGUUUCUAAAUGUUAUGGGGCACUCCGGAGCCCGUUGGGCCCUUUACAAACAUCUGUGAGAGUGCUUACACAAAAGGCUACAUUCUUCUUAAAGUAACCUAACCCCUAGGUGCACUGGGACGCUCCUAAGUGCCUUAUUGCUGUGGAAUCAGAUGUUCCGUUUGCUACUAUGUAUAAGAUGUUGUGUUAGUACUGUUGGGGGAGGCCCUAUCCCGAUACCCUCAUUCCCGCACGACCCACCUCCCCCUUACACCGUGUCUUCACAUAGUAAAUAUAUAUAAAUAUACGUGUAUAAAGAUUCUCAUUAAAAAUUCUUUUUUUAGGGGCGUUUUCCCCUUAACACCAAA
Bombina bombina (fire-bellied toad) is the source of this 1479-nucleotide messenger RNA. It is a transcript of the gene CD81, whose product is annotated as CD81 molecule. Gene Ontology annotation, cellular component: membrane. Lineage: Eukaryota; Metazoa; Chordata; Amphibia; Anura; Bombinatoridae. The coding region runs from base 97 to 807 and encodes 236 amino acids. The record is from RefSeq and is a predicted model, not a curated record. The transcript has 8 exons.